AUGGGUGAUAUUGAAAAAUAUGGUUCUAUUAAAAAAUACGAUCAUGUUACUAUAAAACCUAAUGAUUGUCUUACGAUUAUAUAUACAAGUGGAAGUUCAGGCUUUCCUAAAGGUGCUAUAAUUUCUGAAGAAACUUAUCGAGCAACAUUUCCAAAUUGGUUUACAACAUGUUUAGUUGAACAAAUUAUAUUCUCCUAUCGACCAUUAGCAUGGGCAGCUGAUCGCUUUAUAGUUACUGGAACUUUUCUUGCUGGAGGACGUACCGGAUUCUCAACAGGAGAUGUUAGUCGUCUAAUGGAAGAAUUAGCUCUAGUUAGACCAACACAAUUUUCUGCUCCACCAAGUAUUUGGAAUAAAAUCUAUACUGAAUUCAAGACAGCUCUUUCUUUGAUCAAUGCUCAUCAUUCAUCAGCAGAAGAGCUACGUCUAUUGAAACAAUUUUCAAAACUAAUUCCUAAUAGAUGUAAAAUACUUACAGUCGGUAGUGCUAAAGUCAGUCCAAAUGUGUUGAACUUUAUGAAACGAUGUUUUUCCGGUUGUCGAAUUAAUGAAUCAUAUGGAAUUACGGAGUGUGGAAGUGUAGCUUAUAACAAUAUUUUAGAAGAUACAAUUAAAUAUCGUCUUGAAUCUGUUCCAGAAAUGGGUUAUACAAUCGAUGAUAAACCUUUUCCACGAGGAGAAAUUUUAACAAAAACUACAAAAAUGUUUUCUGGAUAUAUUAAUAAUUCCGAAGAAACUCGAGUAGCUAUCACCGAUGAUGGAUUCUUUCGUACUGGUGACAUUGUUGAAUUGCGUAUAGAUUCGAGUGGUCGACAUGAGUUGCAUGUUAUCGAUCGUAAAAAGAGUUUCUUUAAACUUUCACAAGGACAAUUUGUAUCACCUGAAUAUCUUCAAAAUAUUUAUAUUCGAAGUUCAUUCGUCGAACAAAUCUAUAUUCAUGGUGAUCUUUUAUCAGAUUGUGUUGUUGCAGUGAUUGUACCUAACCGAGUAUAUGUACAAGCAUUUGUCAUUGAACAUAAUUUGAUAAAUUUCGAUAUAAAUAAUCCAGAUCCACAAUUGUAUAAUGCAAUUCUAGAAGAUCUUCGUUCGAUUGCCAAAAAUGAAUCACUUCGAAUGCAUGAAAUUCCAUCACGAUUAAUUAUUGAUUUUGAACCAUUCACACCAGAAAAUGGUCUUCUUACUUCUUCGUUCAAACCUUGUCGUCAUAAGUUAGCUGCACAUUAUGCAGAUAGACUAAAAUCAAUUAAUACUAUUGAUCAACGACUAAAAACUAUUAUUGAAAUAGCAACAGAACAAUCGAUACCAAACAAUGAUAAUGAACAUUUCUUGUUUGCUAAUGGUAAUAAUUCAUUGACAGCCAUACGAUUAUCUCGUAUGAUUGAAAAUAAUUUGGGAAUACCUAUACCAGUAAAUGUACUUUUUGAACAUACCAUGACUCUUCAAAGAUUAAUAAAUCUUAUCAAAAAUCCUUCUCAAAUUUCUUCGAUGACAAAUUCUCUUGUACCACAACUAUUGAAUGAUUCUCAAUUAGAUAUAAACAUAACUGUAGGUAAACCUAAAAAUAUAGGUCAAUCUCCGUCAAUGAUUUUCAUUACUGGAACUACAGGAUUUGUAGGUGCAUUUCUACUGGCUGAAUUAUUAACAAUUUAUCCUUCAAAUUGUAAAUUUAUUUGUCUUGUACGAUGCAAAUCUUUAGUGAAUCCUUUGGAUCGUAUUCGAGAAAAUAUGUUCUUCUAUCAGAUAUGGAAAGAAGACUAUCAAGAACGCAUUAUUCCAUUACAAGGUGAUUUAGCAAAAAUUCAUUUUGGAUUAAGUAAUGAAAUAUAUGAAUUGUUAGCUAAUCAAAUUGAUAUUAUCUUUCAUUGUGGUGCUAUAGUUAAUUUUGUAUUUCCUUACACUAAGCUCUAUGGUCCAAAUGUAUGUGGUACUCGAGAGAUUAUUCGUUUGGCAACACAUACUUCAACUUGUAUACCUGUACAAUACAUCUCAACAGUAAGUGUUUUAUCAUCGGAAUUUAAUCAAGAAUUAUCAAUUGACAAGGUUCCUCCAGAUGGUUUAGUUAGUGGUUAUGCACAAAGUAAAUGGGUAGCUGAAAAACUAAUUACUAAGGCAAAUCAAUUAGGCCUUCCAGUGGUUAUCUAUCGUCUUGGAUCUAUAUGUGCCGAUACUGAGACAGGUGCAUGUAAUAGAAAGGAUAUUCAUACUUUAUUUCUUGCCGCAAUAAUAAAGAUGGGUUGUUAUCGUGAAACAGAAGUUAAUACUCAUUUUAAUUGCUUACCAGUCAAUUUUACUGCUAAAAGUAUUGUCUAUUUGAGUAGUAUUCAAUCUCAUGUAUAUGGAAACAUCUAUCAUGUUCUAAAUCCUGAUAGUCAACUGCCAUUUAAAGAUAUAAUUAAUGGUAUAUGUCACUGUGGUAUUGAAUUAAACAAAGUCUCUGAUAAAGAAUGGGGAAUCAAAUUGAAGACAAUUACUGAUCAAAAUGGUCCUUUUGAAUUUGUAGAAGAAUUCUUAUCAGAAAAUACUUUUAACAAAGGAUGUAUAUUUUCUGCUAAACAUUUUAAAAGUGCUGUUUCUUCGUUGAAUUUUCCAUCUUUAGAUAAAGAUUAUGUAUGUAAAUGGUUGAAUUUUAUACUUCAUCAUAUAGUUCGGUAA
Messenger RNA from Rotaria sordida, 2652 nucleotides. NCBI's taxonomy places the organism in Eukaryota, Metazoa, Rotifera, Eurotatoria, Philodinida, Philodinidae. The record is from the annotation of a GenBank genome assembly.